GGCAAGAGAAACGCAAAUGCCGCAGACGCUAAGGAUUUCCAGAAGUACUGCAUAGAAGGUGCCAUGGUGGUCUUGGGCUCCGUGCUGCUUGGCAUGGUCUUGUGUUGCAUGGUCCGUCUGUGGAGGAAGAGAAGACACUCUCUUUCCAGUCAUCAGAGCAGCCUCUCCCCUUCCUCAGGGCUGUCUUCAAGCACAUCACAUGCAUACAGGAAGAACUGAAAGGAGCCUUAUCUCAGGGAAGAAGGACUGCCAGCCCUCUCUCUUGUGGUCUGAUCAGCUUACAGCUAAGGCACUGUAUUGUGCUGGAUUCAAACCGGGAACUCCUUUAUCCUCCUGUGGUCCUGUCCUACAUCUGCACACCAGUGUUGAGAACACAACUUUGCUCCAGCCCUCAAGAACCUUUUCAACUGCUUCAACCUCAGCCCCUAGCACCACCUCUUUGGUUGUCAGCAUGGCAAGCAGUACGAACGCUGCAAACAGCCUUGGCCUGAGUGUUACCAGUGUGUCUCUAGCAGCUGCUACCACAGGGUCAGCUCCCUUGGUGUCUUCAGGUUUGCAAUAUUAACUGGCAGAGGAGUUCUUUUUUUUUCUAAAAAUUGAGUAAAUUGAUAAAUAGAAAUGAAUGGUGUUGUAGAUAUUUCUUGUUAGUAAGAGUUGUCUCUGUACUUCAGGGUUUUUUUCAUUAAAAGGUA
Harpia harpyja (harpy eagle) is the source of this 692-nucleotide messenger RNA. Its product is annotated as ubiquitin-associated protein 2-like. The transcript is spliced from 5 exons. NCBI's taxonomy places the organism in Eukaryota, Metazoa, Chordata, Aves, Accipitriformes, Accipitridae. The record is from RefSeq and is a predicted model, not a curated record. Bases 200 to 565 code for a protein of 121 amino acids.